Molecule: messenger RNA, 2126 nt
Organism: Owenia fusiformis
Lineage: Eukaryota; Metazoa; Annelida; Polychaeta; Sabellida; Oweniidae
Source: the annotation of a GenBank genome assembly
GCAGUACAAAAAAUAUGGCGGCCCUCAGAAACUGAUUUUUACAUUUUUGUUUCUUUUGACUUCAUCUCUUGCUUGAAAGAUCAGGAACAUCGUCGUAAGGUUCAACCACAGGAAAUAAUUGUGAAGAUCAAACCUGAACCAUGGAGGCUGGAGGAGGAAGUGACAUCAGGGAUAUCUUAGAUAUCAAUAAUGAACCAACUCCCAUGACAAAAGAAAACUUACUUAGAUCAAAGAAACCACUGAAGAAGGCUGAUGGAAUACAGUUCAAGAGACCUGAGGGGAUGCACAGAGAACUGUGGGGACUUAUAUGGACAGAUAACAAAGAUGCGCCACCUAUCAUACCAACAGACACUAAUCAGGGCUAUAAACAGAUGAAGGCAAAGAUUGGCAGAAGCAGGGUUAGACCUUGGAAGUGGAUGUCCUUCACAGUACCAUCGAGAAAGGAUGGUGCCAUAUUUCACCACUGGAGGAGAAUAGCAGAUGAAGGCAAAGAUUAUCCAUUCGCAAGAUUUAAUAAGAGUGUUGAUGUGCCAACCUAUUCAGAUGCAGAAUAUCAACAACAUCUCCAUGAUGACAGCUGGUCCAGAGCUGAGACAGACCACCUCUUUGAAAUGGCUAAACGGUUUGAUCUGAGAUUUAUUGUGAUGUAUGAUCGCUGGAACAAAGACAAGUUCCCAAACAGAAGUGUUGAAGACCUGAAAGAAAGAUAUUAUCAUAUACAGAACACUCUUGUAAAGGCUCGAGCUCCUGUUGGAACAGACCCAAAAGUUAGAGUUUAUGAUGGGGACCAUGAGAGACGUAGAAAAGAUCAACUCAACAAAUUAUUUAUAAGAACAACAGAACAGGUGGAGGAAGAACAGAUGUUGGUUGCAGAACUGAAGAAAAUAGAACUAAGGAAAAAAGAGCGAGAAAAGAAAACACAAGAUUUACAGAAACUCAUUACAGCAGCAGAUACAAACGCAGAGUCUCGUAGAAUUGAAAGGAAAACUACGAAGAAGAAAAUUCUUCCCCAGACUAAGAAUCUUAUAGGAAAUAUAAAUCCUGAUACAACUGGAAUAAAAUUCCCUGAUUUUAAAACUUCUGGGGUCACACUUAGAAGCCAGAGGAUGAAACUUCCAGGGUCAGUUGGCCAGAAGAAAACUAAAGCCAUUGAACAGGUGCUUGAGGAAAUAGGUUUAGAAUUUAAUCCUAUCCCAACUGAGGAGAUAGUGACAAGCUUCAAUGAACUGAGGCAGGACAUUGUGCUUCUCUAUGAGCUGAAACUGGCCCUAGCUAACUGUGAAUAUGAGUUGCAAACUCUGAGACACCAGUUUGAGACAUUAGCUCCAGGAAAGUUGGAAUCUCUAAAUUUGGGCAGUAUCCUGAUUCCGUCAACCAUAGGGGCGUCGAGUAUAACAACCACACCUGAGAAACAGGAGAGCCAGGGUGAAGAUGUUCCUAUAAAAACUGAGAAGAAAUUCUCAGAGACAAUUGAUGUUGUCAGCACCCCAACCACACCAAAUAAAAAGAGAAGAGCAGCCUUAGAGCAGAGUAAUAUUCUAAAGAAGAUAAAGGGAAUCAAGUCAUAACAACAAGCUAGAUACACCAUUAAAAUAUUCCAUCCUGUGACUGGGCACUUUGUGUAACUCUGGUUGACAAAGCAGAAUAGACCAUUAAGACAGAGGUUCCAUCAAUGCUGGUUGUUUAUUGAUGAAACAGUGAAUUAUCAUAUUUUGAUAAACAUUAAAGGUUUUGAUCAUAGGAGUAGCAGUGUAAAAUCCAUAUUUCUUAGUCAUUGAUUGUAUGUGUCCUAGUUUCAGUGUAAACAAAAUAGUAUCAACUGAUAGAAUAGAGACAUAAUGAAAUCUAUAUUUAUAUUUAUGUUUUAUGAAAAAAGAAAGUUAUUGUACUGAUAAUUCUGUUUAUUUCCUAAUUUUUAGUUCACAUUGGUGAGCUAUUGUAAUCACUCACUUGUUAAUUACCCUUGGACUAAAACGUGUAAUUUCAACACAUUGUUUCUGCUUAAAGUGUUCCACUAACAUUGAGUUCAAUUAACAUUAAAUCAAAGGGUCAGGGGACUAUGCUUUUGUGCCUGUAUACAUCAUUCAAUGGGGUAUGAUGCAAGAAAAACAGCAAAGAAUAUUCUG